CUGCUCAGUAGAGUUGGAAGUAGUUCUAGAAUUCUUCAAGCUCCAUAAAGAGCAGGUGAUCAAGGUUGUGCUGUGUAGAGAGCCCUCUCCGUGCUGCUCUCUUCCCCAGGCCCACUCCUCACGCAGCUAGCAGGAGGAGGAGAACUGGAGGGACUGUGAGGAGACAGAGGAUUAAAGGCAAACAAGGCAGCGCCGCCACCUUAAUUCUCCCAUCAACACUGGUGCAGAACAAGAGCGAGCGAGAUGGCGUCGAUGUUCCGGAGUGAGGAGAUGUGUCUGACGCAGCUGUUUCUCCAGGUGGAGGCUGCCUAUUGCUGCGUUGCAGAGCUUGGCGAGCUGGGCCUGGUCCAGUUCAGAGAUUUGAACGUGAAUGUGAACAGCUUCCAGAGAAAGUUUGUGAAUGAAGUCAGAAGAUGUGAAUCCUUGGAGAGGAUCCUCCGCUUUCUGGAAAAUGAAAUGGAAAAUGAGAUUGUGAUCUUCAAACCUGAAAAGUAUCCCGAGACCCCCCUGCCUCGAGAAAUGAUUGAUUUGGAGACAGUUCUGGAGAAACUGGAGGAUGAGCUGCAGGAAGCCAAUCAGAAUCAGCAAACCUUGAAACAGAACUUUCUAGAACUGACUGAACUAAAACAUCUCCUGAAGAAAACUCAGGACUUCUUUGAGACAGAAACCAAUCUACCAGAUGAUUUCUUCAACGAAGACACUUCUGGUCUGUUGGAAUUAAGAAGUACUCCUGUCGCAGUGGCUGCAAAGUUGGGAUUCACAGCAGGGGUGAUAAAAAGGGAAAGGAUGGUGCCUUUUGAGCGUUUACUGUGGAGAGCCUGCAGGGGAAACAUCUAUUUGAGAUACACUGAAAUGGACACUGCCCUGGAGGACCCUAUUACGAAGGAACAGAUGAAAAAGAAUGUGUUCAUUAUCUUCUAUCAAGGAGAGCAGCUCAACCAAAAAAUCAAGAAGAUUUGUGAUGGGUUUCGUGCUACAGUAUAUACCUGUCCAGAGUCUGCUGCUGAACGUCGAGAAAUGGCUGAUGGUGUGAACACAAGGAUUGAGGAUUUAAAUGCAGUGAUCACCCAAACGGAAUCGCACCGCCAGCGGCUGCUGCGCGAGGCGGCUGCGAACAUGUGGACCUGGGGGAUCAAGGUGAAGAAAAUCAAGGCCAUCUACCACAUCCUGAAUUGCUGUAACAUUGACGUCACCCAGCAGUGCGUCAUCGCCGAGAUCUGGUUCCCAGUGGCUGACUCUGGCAGGAUAAAAAGGGCUCUCCAGCAGGGAAUGGAACGUAGCGGCUCCACCAUCUCCCCUAUCCUGACUGCAGUACAGUCUAAGAUGGCCCCACCCACCUUCAACAGAACCAACAAGUUCACUGCAGGCUUUCAGAACAUUGUGGAUGCUUAUGGUGUGGGAAGCUACAGGGAGAUGAAUCCAGCUCCAUACACUAUAAUUACCUUCCCCUUCUUGUUCGCGGUGAUGUUUGGAGAUUGUGGCCACGGUGCUGUUAUGCUGGCCUUCGCCCUCUGGAUGGUCACUAAUGAGAAGACACUUUUGGCCCAGAAAAGCAAUAAUGAGAUUUGGAACACCUUCUUUGGUGGGCGCUACCUGAUCCUGCUCAUGGGCAUAUUCUCCAUUUAUACUGGCUUUAUCUACAAUGACUGCUUCUCCAAAUCUUUCAACAUCUUUGGUUCUUCCUGGCAUACCCGCCCCAUGUUUAGAAACAACACGUGGAAUCCUCAUGUUCUUGAAGAAAAUCAAGUAUUGCAGUUGGAUCCAGCAGUCCCUGGAGUCUACUCAGGAAAUCCAUAUCCGUUUGGAAUUGAUCCGAUCUGGAACAUUGCUUCAAACAAGCUGACGUUCUUAAACUCCUACAAAAUGAAGAUGUCUGUCGUCAUGGGGAUUACGCAGAUGGUCUUUGGGGUCACACUCAGUCUUUUCAACCACAUCUACUUCAAGAAAACCAUAAACAUCGUCCUGCAGUUCAUUCCAGAAAUGAUCUUUAUCCUCUGCCUGUUUGGUUACCUGGUCUUCAUGGUUAUUUUCAAAUGGUGCCGCUUCGACGUCCAUGUAUCCCAGAAAGCACCGAGCAUUCUCAUCCACUUCAUCAACAUGUUUCUGUUUAAUUACAACGAUCCUACAAACGGCCCCUUAUAUCCGCACCAGGAAGAAGUCCAGAGCUUUCUGGUCAUAUUUGCCCUGAUAGCUGUUCCUUGGAUGCUUCUAUUUAAACCUUUCAUCCUCCGAGCCAAUCACCGGAAAGCUCAGCGUAUGCUCCAGACACCGGCCAUUUCAGAAAACCCCGCUGGUGACAUUGAAGUGGAGAUCAUUGACUCCAAUCACGCCAAGAAAGCCGGUCAGGAAGACCAUAAUGGUGGCCAUGGGGGACAUGAUGACCAUGAUGAAGAGUUCAAUUUUGGCGAUAUGUUUGUCCACCAAGCUAUCCACACUAUUGAAUACUGCCUGGGCUGCAUCUCCAACACAGCAUCCUACCUCCGGCUCUGGGCACUCAGCUUGGCUCAUGCACAGUUAUCAGAGGUCCUCUGGACCAUGGUGAUGAACAUCGGACUCAAGAACAGCGGCUGGGGAGGACUUAUUGGGGUCUUCAUCAUCUUUGCCAUCUUUGCAGUUCUGUCUGUAGCUAUUCUGCUUGUCAUGGAGGGCCUCUCUGCCUUCCUGCACGCACUGCGCCUUCACUGGGUGGAGUUCCAGAACAAGUUCUACGUGGGGACAGGUUAUAAGUUUUCUCCAUUCUGCUUUAAGUCUAUCAUAGAUGGGACUGCAGAAGACUAAAGACAACUAAUUGCAAAAACCCUUUACUCCCUGGAUCAAAUUUUUCAUUCCUUGAGACAGAUUACACUCUGGGGUACAGAAACCUCUUCAAGUGAGCAUCAUGUUCUAUGUAGUUAAAUGGAAUUGUUGCCCUGGCCUAGCACUAGGUACGAACCAGACACUACUCUCAUUAAAGGGUUAACCGUGUCAUACUUUAGCAAAAAUGUUAAUCUAAAAGGUGACCAUUUUUACUUAUACAAUGCUAAACUGUAAAUCAGCGGAGCAACAGAACAGAGAGACAACACUCAGCGUGUUGGCCAGAUCCUCAGCUGGUGUACACAUGCAUCUCUCCAUUGACGUCAAUGCUGAGGAUCUGGCCCUAUUUGUAGGAGUCAUCUGUCUACUCUUUGGGUUAAAAACAGAGGAUGUGUGCUGUUUUGAAAUAA
Molecule: messenger RNA, 3203 nt
Organism: Mauremys mutica (yellowpond turtle)
Lineage: Eukaryota; Metazoa; Chordata; Testudines; Geoemydidae
Gene: ATP6V0A4
Product: ATPase H+ transporting V0 subunit a4
Exons: 22
Coding region: 244-2778 (844 amino acids)
Biological process (GO): vacuolar acidification; proton transmembrane transport
Cellular component (GO): vacuolar proton-transporting V-type ATPase, V0 domain; plasma membrane; vacuolar proton-transporting V-type ATPase complex
Molecular function (GO): proton-transporting ATPase activity, rotational mechanism; ATPase binding
Source: RefSeq, a predicted model, not a curated record